Molecule: messenger RNA, 948 nt
Organism: Dictyostelium discoideum AX4
Lineage: Eukaryota; Evosea; Eumycetozoa; Dictyosteliales; Dictyosteliaceae
Exons: 3
Source: RefSeq, a predicted model, not a curated record
AUGAAAUUAAUAAUAAAGAAUAGAAAUAGGUUGGUUAGAAGUAGAGCAAUUGAAAUGUUAAAUGUUAUAAUUCAAUCUAAUAAUAAUAAUAAUAAUAAUAAUAAUAAUAAUAAUAAUAAUAAUAAUAAUAAUAAUAAUAAUAAUAAUAAUAAUAAUAAUAAUAAUAAUAAUAAUAAUAGUAUUGAAUAUUUAAAUGAUAAUAUUAAUAAUUUCUUUAAAUCAAUUAUUGAGAAAUUACUAUUACCAUUAUCAAUUUCAAAUCAAACAAUUAAUAAAGAGAGUAUAACAACUGCAAUUGAUUUAAUUGGUACAUUGGAUAAUAGUUUUUUAUUCCCUUCAAUUGGUUCAUUAUUCAAUAGAUUGAAUCCAAUCAUUCAAAUGUUAAUCAAUAAAAGUAUUGCUAUCAUAGAUGAUUCUUCAAUUUACCAAUUCCAUUUAUUUCAAUGUACAAAAGAAAUUUUAAAAAGAAAUAAUAAUAAAAAUAAUAGUAGUAGUGGUGGUGAUUUUAGUGAUCAAUGGAUUAAAUAUAUAUUAGAAUGUAGUAUUUUAAAAAUGAAUUUUACUUCAAUGUCAAAUAAAACUCAUAAAGAAGCUUUAGAAUGUUUAUCUUUAAUAGAUAUAAAUAAAUGGUUAUAUAUUCAAUUAGUUAAUCAGCAACAUGUUACAACUUUUUUUAACAAUAACAAUAAUAAUAAUAAUAAUAAUAAUAUUUAUAAUAUUAAUAAUAAUAUUCAAUCUGAUUCACUUUUUAUAUUUUUAAAAAAUUUAAUUAAAUUAAGUAAACCAUUAUUAAAAGAAUCAUUUAAUACUUUAUUUAAAUUAUUGUUAAAUUAUGAUUUUACUAAAUCUAAAUAUAAUUAUUUUGAUAAAGAAUUUAUAGAUUCAAUUAGUUCAUUAUUAUAUUCGCCACAUAGUGAUAUUAGAGAUAUAACAAUAUGUUUUUUAAAA